Messenger RNA from Vespa mandarinia (Asian giant hornet), 3082 nucleotides. Its product is annotated as E3 ubiquitin-protein ligase SIAH1. Gene Ontology annotation, biological process: multicellular organism development; proteasome-mediated ubiquitin-dependent protein catabolic process. Gene Ontology annotation, cellular component: cytoplasm. Gene Ontology annotation, molecular function: zinc ion binding; ubiquitin protein ligase activity; ubiquitin conjugating enzyme binding. Lineage: Eukaryota; Metazoa; Arthropoda; Insecta; Hymenoptera; Vespidae. The record is from RefSeq and is a predicted model, not a curated record.
AUGUGUUUUUGACACGAGAAGCGUUCGAAAAAACGAUGCCGAAUGCUCCACUAGUGAUCGCAUGAAAGUCGAAUGCGCAUUCGUCGACGAUUGUAAGAAAGAAUAUAUCGGAUAGGUUGUGAACUAGGAUUAAACGUUAGAAUGGCAGCUGCAUGGGUGUAAUCGCAGACAGCUGCAGUGUCGUCGUAUCGCUUCGCAUUACAUUGUACGGAGGUGCCCGAAGGGAGUACAAAUAAAAAGCGAGCUGUUACACUAUGUCUCACAUAGGACUGGUACAAUUAAUAGAGCGGAUUAUGCUGAAUCGUCGGCCGCGGGAUUUUGUCAUGUAGCCUCCCGCGGACGAAAUAACCACACGCUUGUUUAUACACCAUCGAUGUACCGGAGGAUAUCGAAAGCGUUUGUUGCAAAAGCUCCGGAGUUGGGUCGCAUGAAGUCGAUACCACCGCCGUUACAACAGCAACAACCUUUGUCGUCGCUGUCACCACCGUUGUCGUCUAUUUCCUCAUCUUCGUCGGCGUCGUCGUCGUCGUCGUCGUCGUCGUCGUCGUCGCCGUCGUCGUCGUCGUCGUCGUCGUCGUCGUCGUCGUCGCCGUCGUCGUCGUCGUCGUCGUCGUCGUCGUCGUCGUCGUCGUCGUCGUCGUCGUCGUCGUCGUCGUCGUCGUCGUCGUCGUCGUCGCCGACAUUCUCAUCGUUUUUCCAAAGUGCUUUUUAUCGUAUUUUGAUGUCACAAUCCUGAUCAUGCAGUAGCCUUUGUAUUUUUUGAAACAACGAUUCAAAAUUUUUCUACAAUCUCUAUCUCGUUCCAGAUAUGGAGUGGAUAAGUGCCAGGAGAUUGCACCAAGUCUGAAAGACGCCAUUGGUAUUGAAAAACUAUUGUAUUUGUGUUAUCAAACUGUUUGCCUUGGUACUUAACCUAGGAGAAAAACAUGUCACAGUUAAAUAUAAGUACAGGAAAAAAAGGGAGGGGUGUUGCCAGUACCUCAGCUUCAUCUGUAUCGGCGUUAAGCAGUUCGACUGAUUUAGCAAGCCUAUUUGAAUGCCCUGUUUGUUUUGACUAUGUGCUACCACCCAUCUUGCAGUGUCAAAGUGGACACCUCGUUUGUAGUAACUGUCGACCAAAACUUACCUGUUGCCCUACUUGUAGAGGCCCAUUAGGUAAUAUUCGCAAUCUGGCUAUGGAAAAGGUAGCUAGUAAUGUAAUGUUUCCUUGCAAAUACUCUAUUAGUGGGUGCACAGUGUCUUUGGUGCAUACCGAAAAGCCAGAUCACGAGGAUGCGUGUGAAUUCCGUCCAUAUAGUUGUCCUUGCCCAGGUGCAUCGUGUAAGUGGCAGGGAUCUCUUGAACAAGUGAUGCCACAUCUUGUUACGAGUCAUAAAAGCAUUACUACUCUUCAAGGAGAAGACAUAGUUUUUCUGGCAACUGAUAUUAAUCUUCCCGGAGCUGUGGAUUGGGUAAUGAUGCAAUCUUGUUAUGGUCAUCAUUUCAUGUUGGUACUUGAGAAGCAAGAGAAAUAUGACGGGCAUCAACAAUUUUUUGCGAUCGUUCAAUUGAUUGGUUCGAGAAAGCAAGCAGAAAAUUUUGCUUACAGGCUAGAACUAAAUGGACAUAAGAGACGCCUUACGUGGGAAGCUAUGCCACGUUCUAUACAUGAAGGUGUCUCGUCUGCUAUUUUAAAUUCAGAUUGCCUUGUAUUUGACACAUCUGUUGCUAAUUUUUUUGCGGAUAAUGGAAAUCUAGGAAUUAAUGUUACAAUUUCUAUGGCAUGAGGAAAGCCAGAAAAAACAGUUUAAAACCAUUCAGACAUAUCGUGCAGUCUUUAAAUUACACUCCUAAACUGACACGAAAGAUUGCCUGGUAUGCAUACAUAAUUUCUUUCAUGUUACCACAGAUGAAUAUUAGCAAUAUAGAUGUUAGAAAAUAUUGAAAAUGGAUUGACAAAGUGCUACAUUCACACACUUGGUUACAGAACAUCCGUUUACAUAGAAGCUUUAAAAUAUACUUGUAUGUGAUAUUAAUAAUACAUGUGAAUAUAAGAUAAACAACUAUUUGGUUGAAGCAGCUAAAAAAAGCCAAUUUAUAGAAAGUACCUGACAUUCAUUACACGUUGCUUUCUCUUAGUCAUUUCUUAUCAAAUUUUUAUUUAUAUAAUAUUCCCUAGUGAAUUUUAUAUUAAUUUAAAUGUUAAGAGCACUUCACGAAUAUCAUCAUUUAAUACGAUUUACCUAACAAACUUGUCUAUAUCUUUAUAUUUAAUCCACUUAAACAUAUUUAUCCCCCCCCCCCCCACUGCCUCCCCCCUCUCUCUCUCUCUCUGCAUACAUCACGUACUGUUAACGAAAAGUGACGUUAAAUUCUUCCGAGAUAAUCGUUUGUUAGAACUUUAACAGGUUUAUUUUUUGCCUUUUGUAUUAUAUUCAACUUUUAAUCAAUUUUCUUUCCAAAAUGUUCAACUUUUUAUAAACGUUAUCUUGUAUUACUUGAGACAAUUGUAUACAUAUAUUUAGAUUUUAGUGUAUAAAAACAUGCAAAAGUUCAGUCUCACAGGUAUCAUUUUAUACGCUGUAAGUUAAUUAUAAAAUUGUAAAUUACACAAUAUUUUCGAACAUGUGUAUAUUGUCCAUGAUAUCAAGCAAGAUAAAUUCACAGGGAAUGAAUAUCUUAUUAGAUAUAUUAUUUGCAGUUUAAAAGAGGAAAAUGUAAAGUUUUGACAAUUUCAUAUAAUCAAAUCAUUUUAUAUGCAGACAUUUUUCCUGAAUGUUGUCAUGCUUGAAAAGAAACUCUGUGGUCAUGAAGUGAACCUAGUACUGCAUACAAAAACACGUGUUAUAUCACACGUAUAUGUAUAUAUAUGUACAAGUGUGUAGAUAUAUAUAUAUAUGUAUGUUUUAUAUUAUUAAUUAUCGGGAGUCAUAUAUAGUGUCGCGAUUGAUAAAUUUUUGAUUUCUAUGCAUCGUAUGAUUCACACCCUUACGGUAAUGAUAAGAAGAAAAACAUUAUAGCAUGUACCUAUUGAACGACAAUAUAAACAUUGUUUGUUUCUUGGUACAUAAUUAAACUAAAUAAAUUAAAGAAUAAUGUGAAA